Molecule: messenger RNA, 354 nt
Organism: Epinephelus lanceolatus (giant grouper)
Lineage: Eukaryota; Metazoa; Chordata; Actinopteri; Perciformes; Serranidae
Source: RefSeq, a predicted model, not a curated record
GCCCUGCGGGGGAAGGCGGGUGAUAUGGCACCCCAAGACCGCAGGAGCGCCCAGACCCCACGCCCAGGGAGCCGCAGAGGCCGCAGGACACCACGCAGGCCCAAGGACCCGGGGCGGCAAUGGCCAGCACCCCCAGGGAGCCAGAGACACACCCCAGACGGGCGGGGCAGGAGGGCCCACCACGAGCAGUCAAUCCCCCAUCGGGACCCCCUAGCAGAGGGCCCAAAAACCACAGCCGGUCAGGAGGCAGAACUCCGGCAGGAACCCACAGAGCCCCCAGGGCGCCACCCGGCCCACCCGCCACAGGGCCACGGGACCCCCCCGACACCGGGAACCCAGCGACACCUACCAUGA